This is a messenger RNA of Closterium sp. NIES-65, 2676 nucleotides long. The record is from the annotation of a GenBank genome assembly. Lineage: Eukaryota; Viridiplantae; Streptophyta; Zygnematophyceae; Desmidiales; Closteriaceae.
CUGUGCAAACGGGGCCGUCCUAAGGGGACUUCACGCCUGUCUCCUGAGGUGGUGGCUCGGCUAGGCGAUGCCAACCUCAUGUACGCCAUGGGGCGCUACAGUGAGGCCAUUCCGCUGCUGGAGGCAGUGAUACGGGAGGCCCCUGCGGUGCCCGACAGCUACCAGACGCUGGCGCUCGUGUACGACGCAAUGGGGGAUAGGAAGAAGGCCGUGAACCUGAGCAUGAUCGCCGCGCACAUCACCCCUCAGGACACCGCGCUCUGGCGCCGCCUCGCUGCCUGGUCACUGGAACUGGGCAACCCCUCUCAGUCACUCUACUGCCUCUCCAAGGUGGUGCGGCGGGACCCAUCGGACGUGGAGGCGAGGUGGGAGCAGGCGCUGCUGCUGGCGGAGGCAGGGGACUACCGGCGGGCCGCGGCGGCACUGGAGCUCAUGCGCGCACACAGGGAGGCGGACGGGCAGCGGGAGACAGAUGGGGAGGUCUGCAAGAUGCUGGCGCGGAUGUAUCACCGCAUCGACCAAUCAGACAAGGCCAUCGAGGUCCUCCAGUCCCUCCUCUCCUCCUCCUCCACCCCCGCCGCCCCGCUCGAUCUCACGGCUGUAAACAUUCUCGCCGAGCUCUACAUGACCAAGGGAAGCUUCCUGGAAGCGCUGGGUGUGGUGGAGCGAGCGCGGGCGUCGCUGUGUCCUGGGGAGGCCCUGCCGGUGGACCUGGGCGCCAAGGCGGGCACGUGCCUCGUGCGCCUGGGCCGCCUCACAGACGCUCAGGCAGGCGUGUGCCUCGUGUGCCGGGGCCGAGUCACAGACGCACAGCCGUACCUGCAGGCAUUGGAGCAGGAGAGUGCAGGGGACUGUGCAGACCUCUUCACAGAGGCAGGCGAUGCCUUCAUGGCUGUCGGCCGGGCGGCAGAUGCCGUCCGCUUCUACCGCCCGCUCUGCUGCCACUGGGACGACGUGGCCCUCGCUGCUGCUGCUGCCGCCGCUGCAGAUGCUGCUGCUCGGGAUCUCGGGGGUGCUGCUGCUUCAGAGGCCGGUGGGGCAGCGACAGCGUCAGAGGGGCAAGGGGGAGGGGCGGAGGCGUUAUGGCAGGAGGUGGAGGGGCGGGCGGCGGUGUGGGUGAAGCUGGGAGCGGCGUGUGCUGCUGCUGGGCGCGUGGAUGACGCCCUGCUCAUUCUGCACCGAGGUGCGCGUGUGCUGUGGGCGGUGGAGGCUGAUGUCUGGGAGGGGUGGGUGGGUUCUCGGGUACCCACCUGGCACGCACCCCUGCUUGGCCCUUUCCCUCUCCAUCCUCUGCCUUCCCCCUCCCUCUUCCCUCCUACACUCGCUUCCCUCCUCUACACUCUCUUCCCUCCUUUCCACUCUCUUCCCUCCUUUACACUCUCUUCCCUCCUUUACACUCUUUUCCCUCCUUUACACUCUCUUCCCUCCUUCACACUCUCUUCCCUCCUACACUACUCUCUACUGAUUCACUGCCACCUUCCAUCCCCGCUCUCUCGUUGCUCGCACCACUCUCUCCCAUCCUCCCCGCCACCAUGCACCUGCACUUCCUCUUCCCCGCCGCCCAUGUGUCUCCUCCUCCAUCACCGUCUCGCCUCACCUGCACCUGCCACCGUUCAUCACCUCUCUUCACCAAGCCUCACCUCCUUCGACCCUUUCACUUUCCUUCCACUCUCCCCGCUUCUCUCCCUAACACAUGCUCUCCGCUCUUCUAUUCUUCCUCCCUUGCGCUCCCCUCCUCUCCCCCCAGUGGUGGCGUGCCUGCCCUGCCUGCCCCACCCCCGUCUGCACCUCUCCUCUGCGCUCGCCCUCGCGGGUCGCCUGCCAGAGGCAGCGGCGGUGCUGGAGGGGCCGGGGGAGGGCGAGCAGGGGGGGGGCGAGGGGCAGCAGGAAGGGGCAGAGGCAGCACAGGGAGGAUCGCAGGGGGGGGCUUCCGCUGCAGUGGAUGGGGCGGGCGAGGGGGCGGGGGGGAGGAGGGGCGGGGCGGCGUGGUGGAAGCUGGUGGAGGUGCGACUGGCCAGGGCGUACCUGUGGGACAAGGCUGACAACGCCAGCAAGUUCCUGGAAGUUGCGCUGCCCAUGGUGUCCCAGUCUAUGUGGGCAAUCGACAAGAACGAGCGGAUUCUGUCGGCCUUCCGGGCGGCGCACCCGUGGUGGCGGCCGUGGAUGCGGCAGCUGAAGGCGCUGCUGGGCGAGCAGGCGAGGGAGGGCAAGGAGGGGCUGUACCGCGGGCUCAAGCUGCGCCUGCCACGCGGCAUCGCGUCACACCUCAUUUCUCUCCUCCCUUACACACCCCAUCGCCCCUCUCCCUCCUCCCCUACCCUCCUCCCCCUACCUCCCCUCCUCCCCCUACCUCCCCCCUCAACUCCCUCUUCUACUCCUUCCCCGCACAACCCCACCAGCUGCCAGCUGGCGAAUCGAAGGCGCCUGGCUCGGCUGGCAGCAGAGGAGGCGGAGAGGCAGGCAGCGCUGGGGGAGGGGAGGGGCGCGGGGGAGGGGGAGGGGGAGGGGGGAGCAGGAGGAGAGGGGGCGGGGGCGGGGGAGGGGGAGGGGGAGGGGGGAGCAGGAGGAGAGGGGGCGGGGAAGGCAGGUGGUGGUCGGGGGGGGAUUGGCACGGACUCAGUGCGGCUGCAGCUAGAGGUGGGGGGGGAGAGCGAUGUGGGGGACGGGAGACAAUGA